This is a messenger RNA of Dentiscutata heterogama, 2598 nucleotides long. The record is from the annotation of a GenBank genome assembly. NCBI's taxonomy places the organism in Eukaryota, Fungi, Glomeromycota, Glomeromycetes, Diversisporales, Gigasporaceae.
AUGAAUACUUAUAAUAUUCCUGACUUCCCACCUCCUGCUUAUAAUCAAAAUUCAACCGACGAUGAUCGUAUACUAACAACUUCUGAAAAUUUUGAAUACUCUGCAAAAAUCGAUAAUAAUUCUGAUAAUUUAAUAUAUUCUGAAGAAAUUACUAUUCAUAGGAAAACAAAAAGUAUUGAGCGUGUAAAUUCUCAAAAACAAUUAGUAAGAGGUGAUUCUGUUAAAAAAUUGAAACAACUUGAUAAACUUGAAUCUACAAAUGUUUAUGGUUCAAAACAAUCGGCUACAGCUUAUGAUGAUAUUGUAUCAAUGUAUUCUGAAAAUUUUGCUCCUCAUAAGACUGUAUCUGCAAGGAGGCUUGAUGCUGUUACACGUGUAAAUUCUCAAAGAAAACUUGUAAGAGGUGAUUCUGAUAGAAAAUUGCGACAACUUGAUAAGCCUGGUCCUGUAAAAGAUUAUGACUCUGAAAAUAUUACUCUUCAUAGAUAUGGUUCUACAAAGAAAAUUGAUGCUAUCUCACGUGUAAAUUCUCAAAGAAAACUCGUGAGAGGUGAUUCUAUUAGAAAAUUACAACAAUUUGAUAACCUCGAUUCUGAAAAUGAUUAUAAUUCAAGUGUAGUUGAAAGACAACCAACUACUGAUUAUGUAUUAAAUUCUGAAGAAGUUAUACUUCAUAGGAACGCUUCUGCAAGUUAUCUUGAAGCUGUUACACGUGUAAAUUCUCAAAGAAAACUUGAAAGAGGUUAUUCUACUAGAAAAUUACAACAACUUGAUAUAUACGAUCCCGAAAACGAUUAUGAUUCAAGCUUUACAACUGAUCCUAAUGAUAUAUUAAAUUCUGAAGAAAUUAUAUUAAAUAGGAUUGCAUCUAUAAGGAAACUUGAAGCUGUGACACGUGCAAAUUCACAAAGAAAACUCGCAAACAUUGAUUCUGUCAAUGAAUUACAACUCUCUGGUCAGAAUAGACCUUUAAGUGUUUAUGAUUCGAAUGUAACUGCGAGGCAACAAUCCAUAAUUUAUGAACAAUUCCAAUCGUGGUUGAUUAAUGAUGGUGCCAAAAAAUUAUUUUUUGGUGUAUGGAUAUUUCUCCAUAUCCUUGUAUUUUUUAUGGCUUUUCUCAAUUAUCUAUUUAAUGACGACUUGGAAAAUGCACGACAAACUUUUGGGUUAACUUAUGUAAUUGCACGUUCAUCUGCAUUGGUUCUACAUAUUGAUGUUGCUAUGAUUUUAUUUCCCGUUUGUCGAAAUUUAAUUACUUUACUUCGUGCUACUCCUUUAAAUGGGAUUAUUCCCUUUGAUAAUCAUCUUGAAUUUCAUCAAAUUAUUGGAUGGUCAAUUUUAUUUUUCACUAUAGUUCAUGUAGUUUCUCAUUGGAUUAACUUUUAUGAAUUAUCUAAGGCAUCAAAUGGUGGUAUAGGAAUGUGGUUUCAACUUAAUUUUGCUUCAGGUCCUGGUGCUACAGGUUAUGUAAUGUUAAUUUGUUUGAUAAUUAUGGUGGUUACUGCGAUGGAAAGUAAAAGACGGCGUCAUUUUAAUCGUUUUUGGUAUCUUCAUCAUCUUUUCAUUCCUUUCUUUGGUGCUUGGUCUUUUCAUGGAGCAUUCUGUAUGAUUAAACCAGAUCGGCCACCUUAUUGUAACGAUAUUGCUGUAUUCUGGAAAUAUUGGAUCGCAUCUGGUGUAAUUUAUAUUGGUGAACGUAUUCUUCGUGAAAUACGUGCGCGUCAAAAAACUUUUAUUUCAAAAGUUAUCAUGCAUCCUUCACGCGUUGUAGAAGUUCAAAUUAAAAAGGAAAAUAUUGUGACUAAAGCUGGUCAAUAUAUAUUUUUAUGUUGUCCAGAAGUAUCACCUUGGGAAUGGCAUCCUUUUACUUUAACUUCUGCACCUGAAGAAGAUUAUAUUUCUGUUCAUAUUCGUGUUGUCGGUGAUUUCACUGAAGCUUUGGCUAAAAAACUUGGUUGUGAUUUUGAAGAAGAAAAUUUUUCAAAAAAAAAUAGAGAUUGUAUAAAAAGUCAAAUUGAAGGAAUUGAUAUUUCUGCACUUAAAAAAAAUUUACCCAGAAUUAUGGUUGAUGGUCCUUUUGGAAGUGCAUCUGAGGAUGUGUUCAAAUUUGAAAUAGCAGUACUUGUUGGAGCAGGCAUUGGUGUUACUCCAUUCGCAAGCGUUCUUAAAAGCAUAAAGUCAACUACCCAACAAAAUCUACCAUGCUUCGAAAAGCAUAUUUCAUUUGGAUUUGCCGUGACUUCCCUUGAAUGGUUUCACUCAUUAUUAUUAGCUAUCGAGGAACAAGAUAUUAAACAAUUUAUUGAAAUUCGUACUUAUUUAACUGGCCGUCUACGUGACUCUGAAGUAAGAAAUAUAUAUACGAAUGACGGUGGAUUAAAAGAUACUGUUACAGGUCUUAGAUCACCAACACACUACGGGCGUCCUGUGUGGGAUAAAAUCUUUUCAGAAAUGAGAGAUCAAUAUCCAGCUACUGAUAUAGGUGUUUUCUUUUGUGGGCCAAAACCCAUUGGAAAACAGUUGCAAGAGAAAUGCAAUUUAUGGAGUCAAGGUUUUGAAGACGGUACAAGGUUUUUCUAUGGAAAAGAAAAUUUCUAA